AUGAGUUGCUUCCAAUGUUGCAUGUCAGAAGAGAAAAUCGCCAGGAAGUCAUUAAAGAAGAGCAUCAAGGAAUACCAUGACACCAAAACUUUAGCCUCAUUUGCUAACAUCUCCUUCAAAACUGGUAAGUUCUUUUUUAACAUUCUCAACGUAAAUCUUCCCCAAAAAAAAAAUAGCAGCAGGAGGAAGUACAUAGCUGAAGAGAUAGCAAAGGUUGGCAAAGGAAAUAUUUCUGCUCAGAUUUUUACUUUCCGGGAACUAAGCGUUGCAACUAACAACUUCCAUCCAGACAAUUUGCUAGGCGAAGGCGGUUUUGGGAGAGUUUACAAAGGGAAACUUGAAGACACAGACCGAGUUGUUGCUGUUAAGCAACUAGACAGGAAUGGGUUCCAAGGAAAUAGAGAAUUUCUUGUAGAAGUUUUGAUAUUGAGUCUUCUUCACCAUCCCCACCUUGUCAAUUUGGUCGGAUAUUGCGCCGAUGGUGAUCAGAGGAUUUUGGUGUAUGAGUACAUGGCGAAAGGGUCCCUAGAGGACCAUCUUCUUGAUUUAGGUCCCGGGAAAAAGCCCUUGGAUUGGGAUACUAGGAUGAAAAUUGCAGCAGGGGCAGCAAAAGGACUUGAAUACUUACAUGAACAAGCCAACCCCCCUGUGAUAUACCGCGAUUUCAAAGCUUCCAACAUUUUGUUGGAUGAGAACUUUCUUCCAAAGCUCUCUGAUUUUGGUCUGGCAAAGUUAGGCCCAACUGGGGAUAAGACUCAUGUAUCCACCAGGGUGAUGGGAACUUAUGGCUACUGUGCACCUGAAUAUGCACUGACAGGGCAGUUGACAACAAAAUCCGACAUUUACAGCUUUGGAGUUGUGUUUUUGGAGAUAAUCACAGGAAGAAGAGUUAUAGACAACAACAGACCAACGGAGGAGCAGAACUUAGUUACUUGGGCACAGCCAUUAUUUAAAGACAGAAGGAAGUUUACAUUAAUGGCUGAUCCAUUGCUAGAAGACAAGUACCCUAUAAAGGCUCUUUACCAAGCUCUUGCUGUUGCAGCAAUGUGUCUCCAAGAGGAAGCUGCUACAAGACCUCUGAUCAGUGACGUUGUAACGGCGCUAGAGUAUUUAACCGUAGACGGCAUUGCUGAAUCUGGUGAGAAGGAUGGUGAUGGAUAUGAUGAGAGUACUGAUGAUGAUGGUGCAUUUGAGGGUACACAACCAGGGAGUACAAGGAGCCUAUGAGUUAAUGUUCCACGAACUCUAUAUGUUCAUGUUGUCAACACCCAAAAAAAAAAAAAAAAGAAGUUUGAUCGUCUUGUAGCUAGCUAGGCUGCUCUGUAAAAACAAACCCCAUGCCAUUGCCGUUGUUUCAAAAAAAUCACUUCUUUUGUCCACAUUUGGUUGUAGCAUGGUGAAGUUAUGGUGAUUUUGU
This is a messenger RNA of Prunus persica (peach), 1417 nucleotides long. Its product is annotated as probable serine/threonine-protein kinase PBL23. NCBI's taxonomy places the organism in Eukaryota, Viridiplantae, Streptophyta, Magnoliopsida, Rosales, Rosaceae. The transcript has 5 exons. Gene Ontology annotation, molecular function: protein kinase activity; ATP binding. Bases 1 to 1227 code for a protein of 408 amino acids. The record is from RefSeq and is a predicted model, not a curated record. Gene Ontology annotation, biological process: protein phosphorylation.